This is a messenger RNA of Folsomia candida, 3157 nucleotides long. RefSeq names its product calcium homeostasis endoplasmic reticulum protein. Gene Ontology annotation, molecular function: RNA binding. NCBI's taxonomy places the organism in Eukaryota, Metazoa, Arthropoda, Collembola, Entomobryomorpha, Isotomidae. Gene Ontology annotation, biological process: intracellular calcium ion homeostasis; RNA processing. Gene Ontology annotation, cellular component: perinuclear region of cytoplasm. The transcript is spliced from 11 exons. Bases 140 to 3061 code for a protein of 973 amino acids. The record is from RefSeq and is a predicted model, not a curated record.
CAAGUUUUAUGGACAGGCCGGUUUGUUGACAAGAAAAGAAAUAAUUUUGAUCAUAAUCAAAUUAACAAAUAAAUUACAAUGAAAUGGUUAAUUAUUUUGUGAGUAUAGCACUUUAACUUUAUUAAAGAGAGGGAUAGAGAUGGAUAUGCCACAGGGUCCUCAAGAUGAGGAGCUCCGCAACAUUAUUGACAAAUUGGCCGUGUUCGUGGCUAGGAAUGGACGCGAAUUUGAAGCAAUGACGAAACAAAAGCAGCAAGGAAAUCCACGUUUUUCAUUUCUUUACGGGGGAGAAUUUUACAAUUACUACAUGUACCGAGUAACGACGGAACAAUCUAUUUUGAAAUGUCGGGCUCAAAUACAGCAGCAACAACAACAACAACAACAAGCUGCUCAAGGAGGAGGAGGAUUUGGUGGGCCCAACAACUUCAUGGGCGAUAGUGCCGGAGGUGGAGGGGGACAAUUAUUCCAACCACAACAACGGUUUCCAUUCGACUCGCAUGACGGUCCCGCACCAAGACAUAACAUGUCUCGUUUCGAUAGGGGCCCACCUCCAGGAAACCAAUUUCAGAAUUUUGAGCGGCCACCAUUGAGAAUGCCAUUUCAUCCUCAACAACAACAGCAACAACCCCGGUUUGGUGGACCGUUUGAUAAUAAUAAACAAGGUCAAGGUCCUCCAGGAGGAAACUUUAGUGAUUUCGACUACCCACCUGGCGCACAACAAGGCCUUGCAUUCGAUCGAAAUUCAUCUUCAAGAAAUCAAGGUGUGGGAUUUGACUCUGGUGGUGGACCGUCGAGAAAUCAACAGCACCCUCCUCCCAGAGAUUUUGAUGCGAGACCGGGGCGAAAUAAUCAAGGGGGAGGAGGAUUUGAUGGAGGGCCCAGAAAUUCAGGCUUCGAUGGACCACCUCCCUCUCAAAAUAAUUCAGGUCCACCACCACCUAGGAAUUUCGAAAACAACAGAAUUCCUGGCCGGAAUCGUUUCGACAUUGGCCCCACCGGAGGAUUUGACAAUGCCGGAUUAGUUCAACCGCAAGGAUUCAAUCCAAAUUUUCAAUCACAACAAAACCUGCCUCCUCCACAACAAAUUGCUGUUCUUCCUCCUCUUUCGUCUUCUGUUACCGCCCCACCGCCUACCACGCCGGCCCAAACCCUUGCAAAUGUCAAUGAAGAAAUAGACAAGCUUUCCAAGCAGAAAGUAUCCCUCGAAGAACAGAUUAAACAAAGUGAGCAGAACUUGGCAGCACAAAAUCAAGUUUUGAUGGCGCACCAGCAACAACAGAUCGACGAUGGUAUCAAGAUACUGCAAGAAGCCGAAAUUAAGCAGCUCGCCGCGGACCUAAAUGUUGACCUCGUCGAACUGGAGGCUGCCUUGCAACCCAUCGUCGAGACAUGUACAAAGGACUCGAUCUCUGGUGGAAAGGCGUGGAUCUUCACACAUACCUCGACCCCACGACAUUACCAGCUCCUAUCCAUGUAUCUGCUGAAGUUUACUACUGACCCGAAUGCUGGCUUUAACCAAAGACUCCACAUAAUCUAUCUCGUCAACGACGUUCUUCAUCACUGUAUGCGGAAAGGGGCGGAGGAUUUACGCCAAGUUUUGGAAGCCAUGGUCAUUCCGAUGUUUUCCCAUGCGAAAGUUAAAGAGAUGGGAAAGGAAGAAAAUUUAGCAAAGUUAGACAAGCUGCUAGCACUCUGGGAAUCCAAAUGUCAAUACGUGAGCCCAAUAGCUGUCGAGAAAUUGAAAGACCCUGCCAACACGUGGUUAGAAUAUCACGGUGAACUUCUUAAAAGACACAAUGUCGUUGUGACCCAAAUAGCUCAAAAUAUUCAGAAAAAAUAUGAAGGAUAUCAAGCCCAGCAUCAAAUAUUUUGUCAGCAUAAUCUUCAAAAUAUUAAGGGCAUAGAGCAAAAACUGCAACAACUUGCAAUUCAACAGCAGCAACAAGUGAGCCUCCUCAACCAGCAACAGCCCCCUCUCCUAAGCACACCCCCUGCUAAUACUCGACUCCCACCCGCAAUGAAUAUGCCUCCUCCCGGCGUUGUUAUUCCGACUGGUAUCGGACAACAGUCAAUCAGUGUUCAGCAACAAGGGGUACGAAACAACGAUAUUCAAAAUAGUUUUGGACCCGGUGCUGGCCUUCUAGGAAGUCAUCCAUCCCAAGAGCUGGGAACUGCUGGUGAUUCUACUGGACCCGAUGGAGGGCACGCACCAAUACCAUUGGACAUCAGUCGACCCCCACCCGGAUUUCCACCUCCCAUGUCCGACAAGGAAUUGAUGCCUAAACUCCCGUAUUAUGAACUACCUGCAGGACUGAUGGUGCCCCUCGUAAAGCUUGAAGACGACAACUAUAAACCUAUCGACCCCAAAGAUAUCCGUCUUCCACCUCCGUGCCCGCCCAGUGAAAAACUUAUCCAAGCAGUAGAAGCAUUUUACGCUGCUCCUUCCCAUGAAAGACCUCGAGAUAGCGAAGGUUGGGAGCGAUUAGGGUUGUAUGAAUACUUCAAGACCAAGAAUAUGGCCAGGAAGCAGAAAGAAGACGAUAUUCGAGACGGAAAGAGGCAAAAGAGCAAGUCGCCGAGUCCAAUUCGUCGUGAUUCGUCCCCAUCUGGAAGAUCACCUCCAAGAAGACGAUAUCAGAGUAAAUCUCCACCUCCCACAAAACGACGAAGAUCCAGAUCUAAAUCUCCAUCAUCAAAUAGACGUAAAAGUAGAAGACGAUCUCGAUCCAGAUCAAGGAGUCGAAGUCCUCCUAGUGGUCCAAUGAGAAGGUCUCCUACGCCCCCCAGUUUUGGCAUGCGAGGUCUCGGAAUGGAAACGAAAUUAGAUGAGUCCAACCGAGGUCACCAACUUCUCAAGAAAAUGGGCUGGGGUGGAUCCGGUGGUUUGGGGGCAAAUGAACAAGGAAUCGAGGCUCCCAUUUCCGGUGGAGAGGUGCGAGAGAAGAGAGACUUAUAUCGUGGGGUUGGAAUUUCUAUGAAUGAUCCGUUUGAAAGCUAUCGAAAAAGCAAGGGGCAAGCCUUCGUGGAGAGGAUGCGAGCUCGUGCGGAUGACAGGCCUUAGAUUAUAAAGUUCUUCCUUAAAGUAAUAUCAUAUAUUUUAGAAUUUUAUUAUGGUUACUCUCAAAAAAUAAAAUAAAUACGGAUAAAAUCGAAUUAA